This is a messenger RNA of Coregonus clupeaformis (lake whitefish), 1699 nucleotides long. RefSeq names its product aconitate decarboxylase 1 (gene acod1). NCBI's taxonomy places the organism in Eukaryota, Metazoa, Chordata, Actinopteri, Salmoniformes, Salmonidae. The transcript has 5 exons. The coding region runs from base 19 to 1446 and encodes 475 amino acids. Gene Ontology annotation, molecular function: lyase activity. The record is from RefSeq and is a predicted model, not a curated record.
GACAGUAGAGGCAGCACAAUGCUACGCAAGAGUGUCACAGAGAGUUUUGGCGCGGCCAUCUCCAGCCUCAACGCAGCUCACCUGACAGAUACUGUGGUCCACAGGAGUAAGAGGAUGAUGCUGGACACAUUGGGAGUGGGGCUCUUGGGGACCAGUACAGCUGUCUUCAGCAAGGCUCUCCAGUACAGCCAGUUGUACAAAUCAGUGGAGAGGAGCAGUGUGUGGGGAGGAUCAGGGAUGACACUGCCACCCCAGUAUGCUGCCUUCGUCAAUGGCAUAGCGGUGCACUCUAUGGACUUUGAUGAUACGUGGCACCCUGCAACCCACCCCUCUGGGGCAGUGCUCCCUGCCCUCCUGGCCCUGGCAGAGACUCUGCCCACCCAGCCCUCCGGCCUGGACCUGCUGCUGGCCUUCAACGCAGGCAUCGAGGUGCAGGGGCGACUCAUGAGGUUCUCCAAGGAGGCCCACAAUAUACCUAGAAGGUUCCACCCUCCUGCUGUAGUGGGAGUAAUGGGCAGUGCAGCAGCCUCAGCUAAGCUCCUAGCCCUCUCCCCAGCCCAGUGUGUCCACUCCCUGGCUAUCGCCGCCUCCUCCGCUGGGGCCCCCAUGGCCAAUGCAGCUACCCAGACAAAACCCCUCCACAUUGGCAAUGCCGCCCGCAGAGGCCUGGAGGCCGCCAAGCUCGCCCUGCUGGGGCUGGAGGGAUGUCAGGCCAUCCUGGAUCUCGAGUCCGGCUUCGGGGUCUUCUACUCAGACUAUAGUCCCUCGGAGCUCCCCGGGACUGAUGGUGGUUGUGGUGGUGGGUUUCGAUGGGUUUUGGAGGAGCAGGAUGUGGCCAUCAAGCGCUUCCCAGCCCACCUGGGAAUGCACUGGGUGGUGGAUGCCGCCUUGGCGGCCCGGGCCAAGCUUGGAGCCUCUGGCGAACCUGACCUCUCUCAGGUCCAGAAGGUGGUGCUCAGAGUGCCUCCUUCCAGGUACAUCGACUGCCCCUUCCCAGCCAUGGAGCACCAGGCCAGGCAUUCAUUCCAGUUCAAUGCCUGCUCGGCCCUGCUGGACAACCAGGUGUCCGUGAACUCCUUCAGCAGGCCCCAGAUAGAUAGGCCAGCCUUGAGGGAGCUCCUGGCCAAGGUCAGAGUCGAGAACCCCCAAGACAACCACCCCAGCUUCGACAAGAUGUACUGCGAGGUGACAGUUGAGAUGGAGCAUGGGGAGAGUGCCACAGCCAGGUGUAAUACCUUCUACGGCCACUGGAGGAAGCCAUUGAGUCAGGAGGAUUUAGUUGGGAAAUUCGAGGCGAACGCUUCAACUGUGCUGAGCCAAGAAGGUGUGGAGAGGGUUGUGGACGUUAUAGGGAAUAUAGAGAAGUGCCCGGACUGUACGGUGCUGAGGUCAUAUCUACAGAUGAGCAGGCCGACAACCCAUCUUUUCAGAGAACACCUUGUCUAACCAAAAUCCCAGCACUCUCUCAGACCCCAUUUACACCUUGCAUUAUCCCUAUCCGAACAGCCGUGAUAGGAUUACAUUCCGAACACAGACCUUGCAUUUAUUGCAAUUAUACCUGGUAUUAAAACGCAUGCACUCUGGCUGCAUUGUGUCUGCAUUGUGUUCGGAUCUCACCUUUUCCUCCCAACUUAGUGUCACGACUUCCGCAGAGGCUGCCUCCCCUCCUUGUUCGGGCAGGUUUCGGCGUUCAGCAUCA